GUAUGUAUUUUCAUCGAAGGUGAAUGGUGAUUUAUACGUUUUCUGUGAAAGUCAAGUUUUUUUUCUUGAAAUUUAAAAUAUGGAAACAAACAGGAGGUCCUCAUCGCCGGAGCCCAGGUCCAGCCCUGGUCGGGGCUCGAACUGCUGGCCGCGGCGGUGAGCGCCGUGCCGUGUCCAGGCCGCAGGGGCGACUUCACGUCCAGCCGAGUGAUGCUGUGUCGGCGCGGCGCCAGCUAACCGCCAGCAUGCUGAUCAAGGAGUACCGCAUCCCGCUGCCCCUCACCGUGGAGGAGUACCGCAUCGCGCAGCUCUACAUGAUCGCCAAGAAGAGCCGCGAGGAGAGCAAGGGGGCGGACAGCGGCGUGGAGAUCAUGGUGAACGAGCCCUACGAGAAUGGACCCGGAGGCUGCGGCCAGUACACGCGCAAGAUCUACCACGUGGGAAGCCACCUGCCAGGCUGGUUCAAGAGCCUGCUGCCCAAGUCGGCGCUCACCGUGGAGGAGGAGGCGUGGAACGCCUACCCCUACACCAAGACGCGCUACACCUGCCCCUUCGUGGAGAAGUUCUCCCUGGAGAUAGAGACCUACUACUUCGCGGACAACGGCCACCAGGAGAACGUGUUCAGCCUGUCCGGCAGCGACCUGCGGAACCGGGUCGUGGACGUGAUAGACGUGGUGCGGGACCAGCUGUUCGGGGCCGACUACGUCCGCGAGGAGGACCCCAAGGUGUACACCUCCCAGAAGACGGGGCGGGGCCCCUUGUCCGACAGCUGGCUCGAGGACUACUGGAGGGAGUGCAAGGGCAAGGCCAUGCCGCUGCCAAACGGCAAGUCCCUCAUGUGCGCGUACAAGCUGUGUCGGGUGGAGUUCCGCUACUGGGGCAUGCAGACCAAGUUGGAGAAGUUCAUCCAUGACGUGGCGCUGAGGAAAACGAUGCUGCGCGCGCACCGGCAGGCGUGGGCCUGGCAGGACGAGUGGCACGGCCUCACCAUGGACGACAUCCGGGAGAUCGAGCGGCAGACGCAGGAGGCGCUGCAGCGCACGAUGGGCGCGGGCGCGGAGGAGGGGGAGGCGGGGUCCCGGGGGGAGGCGGCCCAGGCCCAGGAAGGGGGCGGCACGCCGCAGGACCCCGACGCGGUGGCCAAGACGCUGCAGGCGACGCUGGGCAGCAUCGAGAAGACGGAGCUGGAGAUGCCCAGCCCGCCGGUGGCGAAGAAGUGCGAGCCCGCGCUGUCGACCAGCUCCGAGGGCGAGGGCAGCCCCGAGGACUCCCCCACCGAGACGGCCGCCAGCGCGAGCAGAGGCGUGGCUCGCAGGCUGCCCGGGGACGGACGCAGCGACGCCAGCAGCCGGCGCAGCGUGUGGUCGCGCGCCGACUCCAGGCCCGCCCCCUCCCCCGGCCUCGCCGCGGGCAGGAGCUUCGACCUGCAGGUGGCCAACUGGCGCAUGGAGAGCAUCGUGCGCGACUCCGACUCGGCCAGCGAGGAGGAGUUCUUCGACUGCCUGGGUACGUCCGCCCAGGAUGUCGGAGAUUCGUCCUCCCUCGCCAAGUGGAGCUCCCUAGAUCUCCUGACGGAGGAGGACCUAGAUGCAGCAUCCCCGCUGACUGACGGCGACAAGCAAGACAGUAUCUUCUCGCAGACGUUCCUGCAGUGCGUGAUGAGCGAGCGAGGCCGGCCGGCGGCCAGCAUCGACAUGUCCUGCCCCGGCUCGCCCUUGAACACUGCCGGCUCGUGCAAGACCACCGCGCUGCUCCUGGUGCUCCACGCGGGCAGCGUGCUGGAUGCCAACGUGGAUUUGGUGGCGAAGAAGUCGGACGUCACGACGUUCCGCGGGGCGUUUGAGUCGGUGGUGAGGCAGCACUAUCCUUCGAUGGUCGGUCGCAUCGCCAUCCGGCUGGUGUCGUGCCCGUCCGUGUGCACGGAGGGGCUCGGUGUCUUGUCCAGCCUGAGCCCGUACAGCUUCGACGUCUCCCCGUCCUCGAUGGACGGCCCCCACGUCACCAACGACUCCAUCCCCAUCGGUGCCAUCCCCCUGUUCGCCACGUCGUCGCCCGAGUACCUGGACGCCGUGUCCCGGGUGGUGGCCGCCACCAACGGCGCCCACCAGGAGUUUGUGAGGUCGGACGAGGGCAAGGGCUUCUGCGGCCAGGUCUACCUCGUGGGCGACGGGGUGGGCUCGAUCCUCGCGUACGACGUGCUGUGUCGAGGGCAGCAGUACCAGUCGCGCAACGACAGCGAGAACAGCAUCCUGGACAACGCAGACGAAGCUGACGUCGACACGCGACACCUGUUCGCGCCCGUGUCUCGCAGACGGUCCUCCUCCACCAGCGACCAGUCUCAGCACUGCAAGCUGGACUUCGAGGUGAGCGAGCUGUUCAUGUUCGGGUCGCCCCUGGCCAUCAUCCUCGCGUUCCGGAAGACUUCCUCCUCGGACGACAAGAACAGUCCCAUCCCGCGGCCACAGGUGCAGCAGGUGUACAACCUGUUCCACCCCACGGACCCGGUCGCCGCGCGGCUGGAACCCCUGCUGUCCGCGCGCUUCUCCAUGCUGCCGCCCGUCAACGUGGCGCGCUACCAGAAGUACCCGCUCGGCAACGGCCAGCCGUACCACCUGCUGGAGACGAUCCAGACGAACCCGCAGAUGUUUGCGGAGGGCAGCAACAUGCUGGGGACGCCCGGCUACCUGCGCCGCAUGUCCGAGGUCAGCAUCCAGAGCACCGUGUCCGGGGUCAUCGACGCCCUGCCCCUGCAGACCAUCAACGCCCUGACGCAGAAGUGGUGGGGCGCCAAGCGGCUGGACUACGCCCUGUACUGCCCGGAGGGGCUGGCCAACUUCCCCACCAACGCCCUCCCGCACCUCUUCCACGCCAGCUACUGGGAGUCGUCCGACGUGAUCGCCUUCAUUCUGCGGCAGCUGGGCCGCUUCGACUCCGGGCCGCUGGCUCGCCACGAAGAGAAGGAUGCCGCUCUUUUCAACCCCUCGCAGCCUCGGGAGAAGUGGAUCAAGAAGAGAACGUCCGUGAAGCUGAAGGUUGGUUCUCUGAACGUGGCUCCGAACCACCGAGCCAAUGACGUGAUAGUGAAGGAAGGGUCUCCGCAGACAGUGACUGCGCGCUUCAUGUACGGCCCGCUCGACAUGAUAACGCUCGCAGGCGAGAAGGUUGACAUCUACGUGAUGAAGAACAUCACGGCGCAGGAGUGGACGCUGGUCGCCACGGAGGUGACGGACAAGAACGGCAGGAUCAUCUACACCUUCCCUGAGGACAAGACCCUGGGGUACGGCAUGUACCCCAUCAAGAUGGUCGUGAGGGGCGACCACACGCUGGUGGACUUCUGCAUGGUGGUGGUGCCGCCGCAGACUGAGUGCGUGGUCUUCAGCAUCGACGGCUCCUUCACCGCCAGCGUCUCCGUGACGGGGCGGGACCCCAAGGUGCGGGCGGGCGCCGUGGACGUCGUCAGGCACUGGCAGGAGCUGGGCUACAUCAUCGUGUACAUGACGGGGCGGCCGGACAUGCAGCAGCAGAAGGUGGUGUCGUGGCUGGCCCAGCACAACUUCCCGCACGGCCUGGUGUCCUUCGCAGACGGCCUGUCCACCGACCCGCUGGGACACAAGGCCGCCUACCUCCGCACGCUCAUACAGGAGCACGGACUGGUGGUGCACGCGGCCUACGGCAGCAGCAAGGACGUGAGCGUGUACACAUCCAUCGGCCUGAAGCCGCGCCAGAUCUUCGUGGUGGGCAAGGUGUCGAAGAAGCACCACGCGCUCGCCACGGUGCUGCAGGACGGCUACGCUGCCCACCUGGCGCAGCUGCUGUCGCACGGGGGGUCGCGCCCCGCCCAGGGCAACGCCCGCAUGGUCAUCCCCCGGGGCCACCUGGGCCUGUCGGGCCAGAGCACGUCCCUGCGGCGCCGCAGGUCGGCCAAGCGGGCCACCUCGUACCCGCUGAUGGGCGGCGUGGGCUCGGGCGAGCCGGGGGCCGGCACCCCGCCCCCGCGGCCCUCCCGCCAGAUGUCCGCUCGCCUGCCGUCGCUGCCGGGGGACAAGCUCUGACGACUGCGGCGGGGCUGGUCCUCCUCCGCCACCCGCCAGUAGCCCCGGGGACCCUCUCGCCGUGCCGGCGUCGCCCGCAGCGUGCCCGGUAUCUGCUUGCACACCCAAGACUUAUCCGUGUGUUCUCACCAUCGUUCGGAUCGGCGCGAGUGCACGGCGCACCAGGUCCUCGUAGCUCCCGGGUGCGUUGUAACCGUGUGUCUUCCUCGCAGAUGCUCGGGCCCCUGCAGUCCGUGCAACAACCGUCGGCCGCCCACACGACACGACCACGCCCGCGCGCAGGAUUGUUAUAUCUGUCGUCAGCUGAACAAACUGUUACUGUACACGAAACAUGACGCUUAUCAGUGUGUAAUUAACUGUAUUUUAUCGAUAAGGUGUCGUGUCUAAUAGAUUUAAGCAAUGUGCUGUGCUAUACUUAAAAAGAGUCACCUGCAGUGUACGUGUGUCCCACUAGUCACUUAGUCUCGCCUCGUUGUGCCACGUUGCGAUGUCGUUUGUGGCAGUCACGUCGUUAUUUCCUCCCAUUCCAAGGCAGAAACAAUCUCGGUCAGUGCCACUUUACCAAUUUACAACGUGGUGGACACUCUUUGAGUGCCUAGGGUAGGGUUUUUAUAGCAAUAUUUCAGAAGAGAUGGAUGCUAAUCUUUUAGCUCCAUGUGGAGCACUAGAACAUGGCAGUGUUGAUAACUUCAGGUGGCCAAACUUACUAAAUAAAUCAUUAUCAUUCUGUUUUAGAGUCACUGUUUGCCAGACUAAAUAUGAAAUAACUAAUUAAUCUUGGAUGGGGAGCCAGGGGGUGUUUCUCCUCCUCCUAGCAUGAUUAAGACUCACCAUCAGUAGAAACAAGUUAAAUGGGUUUCUACCGAUUUCCUUGCAAACACAGGGCAAGGAGCUGUAGUAAGAAAAUUUGUAACCAAUCAUCACAAAAUUUUGUUCUAAAUCAAUUUUUUUGAACAAAUAAUAAUGUUCUUCCUUUUCUUAUUGUUAAUUAUCAUAUGGUACCAUGGACCCUCCUCCCCUGUGAAAUAAAUUGAAUUUUGAAAAUUUUUACCCCUUGAGCUAGAUAUGCUUUUGAUUCUAACCCUGUUCAUGCCAUCAAAUUUUAUAAUCAAAUAGCAGAAGAGAAAAUAAUUAUGGACUUUUAUUAAUGGGUUGUAUGUAGGAAAUAAUUCUUUUAAAAAUUCAACAAAACUGUAAUGAUUUUAGAAUUCAUUAAGUUAUGAUUGUCUUGAAGAAGUUUUGGUCCCGGGAAAACAUUGCGAGAUGUUCUUGCUGGAGUUCACGCACUCUUUUUGCUACUGGGUGUGGGUGUGUGUGUGUGUGUGUGUGUGUGUGUGUGAAGGGGAAGGGGGGGCUAGCAGGUAUCCUACUGGACUAGAGCAGCACGUACGUAGACCUAUCAAACAGUCACACACUCCUGAGGUUUUUUUCAUGAAGCAGGUCAUCAUUUGUUAGCAUUUUGGUAUUUUCGGCUUAUUGUUCCUUGCUGUGUUGAUAUGCAUCAUGUUAAGCAGUGUUCCACAUAAGUAACAAAUUUUGCAUCCCUUUCGGCUUAAAAACCAUAAUUUUGUUAGUGUGUAGCUGUAAGUGAAACAUGAAUUAAUUUUUUUUUUAUCCAAAAGACAGUAUUCACUUGACACGCUGAGUAGUUUCUAGUCUCAAGGCUACGUCCUCGGCCAUGUUUGAAUGGUGUGUGCUUGCCAGUGUGGCACAACAGGCGAGCGAUUGUCUUGAUUGUUCCUUGUUGAUGCGUUGUCACUAGCCUCUCUGUUGGCCCGAGAAGAAUCGGCACUCUCGCCCCACCUUAUUUAUUUUUAAAAUAGUUGUUAGCAGCAUAGGUGGUUCCAGUUGUCAGAAACUAUGACUAAGAUUAGUUUGUAAGAGUUUAAAUAUAUUUCUGCAAGUAGCUCCAGGUUGAUGAAUGUUAGGCAUCAUCUUUCUCGUCUGCAAGAUAUUUAGAAAUUAUUGUGGGACAUCUCAGAUUGUUUGUUUCUUAUUUUAGUCUGGAAAUUUUUUUCUACUUUUCAUUUUUUUAUACAAAUGUGUUAUAAUAGCUUUUGAGCUCGAAAUGCUAUUAUGAUAAUUAGCACUAAAAGCUCUAAAUACUGUUCCGUGCUUAAUAUCCCUUAAAUACUCAUAUGAAUAGUUUUUUCGCAUUGUAUGUGGCCAAUUAUUUUAAACUGAAUUCUUGUCAAAUUUGUUAUUGUAACAAAUUCUGAAAUUGUUUACAGCAAAGCAGUGGGAAUAGCAUGUUAGACGAGGCCCGUCCUGUAAGUGUGACUGGGCGAGGGAUGAUAGUGUGGUUUGGGGGCUUCUUCCCCAGAAAAAUUUUAGAAAAUGUUAGUGAAAAUAUGAUUGUAUAUUGUUGUUACUUUCAAAUUUUUAUUUAAAAAAACAUACUUAAAUGGGGGUUUAGAACUAAAAUAAUUCCCUGCAAUAAUAAAGACAAUAGUCUCAUUAUUUGAUAAUAAAAACUUUUAUUUUCCCUGAAUGUGUAAAACAUACACACAUUGCGUAUUAAGUUUUGGCAGAACAUAAAAAUUUACAUUUUUAAGCUUAAAUUUGCAACCAUGUAUUUCCUGCAAAUGCAGCUCAAAAACUUUUUCUGCAUAAUAGUGUGCACAUAGUAGAUUAAUAAGUCUUCUGAGCAUUUUGUAAGUAACAAUCACAACUAUGUAAUUUAUGUGUGUAUUCAAAAAUUAAUACAGCAACAAAACAAUAGAUUUGUUGAAAAGAUAAAAUGUUACAAAGUACCUACUCUAAAAUUGACUAUUAUUCAAUGUUAUUGUUUUAAACAAUUUGAAUGUUUUCCAUCUUACCUUCUCAUCCUUCCAAAAAUGUGUUAGUAAAAUCCAGUGUCACAGAUGUACGGCCGAUACCGAUAAUAAAUUGCAUGCCACUGUUGAUAUUUGUAAAAAAUUACUUUUCACGCAUUUAUGAACCGAACAUAAAGCAACAGUAAAAGCUAAACGGAGUUCAUGCCUACAAAUUCCAAACUUGCCAUACUGCAGUGAUGGAGUGGGGAGGGGGAAACAGUUGGUUUAGCCAGACUGCGUGAGCAGAUCACCUAGACAGUACAUCUCUGUGCAGUGUACUUGCAUCAGGAGCACGUUGGGGGCGCUCAUACCCAGGGUCGUCGAGAGAAACUGAGGGCACAGGAGGCCCCCCCCCCCCCCCCCCGGUUGUACAAUUGCAAUAUUUAAAAAAAAAAAUCCAACUGCUAAGCGUCAGAGUAGCUAUAACUGCUUGUAUCACAAGGUCAACAAUAAAGCAAGGGAAUUCUGUCGUAAUUAAUGUCGUACAGACAGGCGGUAUAAUCUUUGUUACAGCAGCUUUGUUAAUGUUAAACCUGGUAUAGACAAUAUUCCACAAUCCACAUGUGUAAAUGUAGUUGGUGGUACUGGACGAUUGCCCGCCUAAUGCAUCGCCGCAGUGGUGAAGGUAAAAUAGAUAACAUUAAUUUUGUUUUAAAAUUGUGGAGUAAUUGUUCAAAAAGUGACGGUUGAACUGGAAUACAUAUACAAUGUGAAAAAAUGUUCUGUAAAUGUUGUAUUGUUUGUGUUUGUGUUUGUGUAAGUGAAUUGAGUUACAUAUGUUUCAAGUGUAAAAAGAGAUCUGCACAUUCUAUGAUAUUUUAUUUGUGAUUUAUGAAUAAAAGCUGUGUGCUAACCUUUUUGCAAUUCCCUCGUAGUGCAUUAAUGGACUGUUCAACAGGCCUAAUGUCAGAAAUGUCGGCAGUGAUCGCAAGGUGAGCUAGAAUCGCUUAUUAUUCUCGAGAGCUAUGCAACUCUUUGCAAUAGUACCAGUGAGGUUGUGGUUGAAAUCUAAAAUUGUUGAUAUCAUUAAAGUAUAUUUUUAUCUUGUAAAAAUAGUGUGUUUUUCUUGAUAAAUUUGUUUAGUCUAGAAGAAAAGUAGAGUUCAAUUCAAAAGCGUACUCUUAUAUUUUAGGCAUGUUUAUUCUGUGUAAAUGUUGUUUUGUAAAAUAUAAAUGUGGUUCCUAAUUACAAACUGGAUUCAGCUGGAAACUGAUGAUGGUGGUUUGGAAUUAUGUGUAGGUGUCAUCAGUGUGUAAAGUGUAUAUCAGUUGGUUAAGAUAUUUUCUUACAGCAGAAAAAAAAAAUUUAAGAACUUAAUACUGAUAUUGUUAUAAAGUGUUGAAUUUGUUGAGUGUUGAUUUAUUGUUUGUAUAGAAUAUAAUUGACUGUUGACCAGAGUACAAUGUCUUUUUAUUAUUUAUUUGCAGUGGGAAAUUUGCAAAACUGAAAAGAAAGAAAUAUCUUUUUUCCCAUUUGUUCACAACUCUGUAUUUUUAUGUAUGAAAUGGAAAUACAUAUUUACAGUGCAAGUUUGUUC
This is a messenger RNA of Bacillus rossius redtenbacheri, 8405 nucleotides long. RefSeq names its product protein retinal degeneration B (gene rdgB). The record is from RefSeq and is a predicted model, not a curated record. NCBI's taxonomy places the organism in Eukaryota, Metazoa, Arthropoda, Insecta, Phasmatodea, Bacillidae. Gene Ontology annotation, biological process: phospholipid transport. The transcript is spliced from 26 exons. Bases 24 to 4052 code for a protein of 1342 amino acids. Gene Ontology annotation, molecular function: phosphatidylinositol transfer activity; metal ion binding; phosphatidylinositol binding. Gene Ontology annotation, cellular component: cytoplasm.